AUGGCUAAAGAUACUUCUGGUGAUGAAUCACAUCCAAAAAGGCAGGGACUCUUGAAAGAUCAAGUCAGAUUAACUAAGAAAAAGGACUCUGGUCGCUUUGAGAUAGUUCCAAUCCAAAAUCCUUUGUCAUUUGAGAAGGGAUUCUUUGUUGUUAUACGUGCCUGCCAAUUGUUAGCACAAAAGAAUGAUGGAAUGAUACUGGUAGGUAUAGCAGGCCCUUCAGGAGCUGGGAAGACCAUUUUCACUGAAAAAAUUCUCAACUUCAUGCCCAGCGUUGCUGUCAUAUCAAUGGACAACUACAAUGAUUCAAGCCGAAUUGUCGAUGGCAAUUUUGAUGGUUUGUUGACAUUUGCAAUUGUCUAUCGCAUUCCUUCACACCUGAUUUUAGUUUUAGAACAUGUUGUCUUGGUUUCUGGAAAUGAUAUUAACUUGAGACAAACUGGGUUGAGCACUUCACAAAAUGUUGUUACUGUUAUGAAAGAGCACUUCUCUAGUGUUAUGGGGUGUGGAGAUGUGGAUGCUAGCAUGAGACACAUGGAGAAGUAUAGACAUGCCUACCCACGCUUGACGGACUAUGACACAUUGCUCAAGAAUCUUCAUGAUUUAAAGGCAGGGAAACCAGUUGAGGUUCCAAUCUAUGAUUUCAAGUCUAGCUUGCGAACAGGAUACAGGACACUUGAAGUACCAUCUUCUCGUAUAGUGAUUAUCGAAGGAAUUUAUGCGCUAAGUGCAAAUUUGCGACCUUUGUUAGACCUGCGAGUAUCUGUAACCGGGGGAGUUCAUUUCGAUCUUGUAAAACGAGUUUUAAGGGACAUCCAACGUGCUGGCCAAGAACCAGAGGAAAUAAUUCAGCAGAUAUCUGAAACGGUAUAUCCAAUGUACAAAGCCUUUAUCGAGCCAGAUCUCCAAACAGCGCAUAUAAAAAUUAUAAACAAGUUCAACCCCUUCUCUGGAUUCCAAAGUCCAACUUACAUAUUAAAGUCAGCAAGGAAUGUGACGGUAGAUCAGAUCAAGGCUGUUCUCUCUGAAGACCAUAAAGAGACAACGGAGCAGAUUUAUGACAUAUAUCUUUUACCACCUGGUGAAGAUCCAGAAUCUUGCCAGUCGUAUUUGAGGAUGCGAAAUAAAGAUGGCAAAUACAAUCUCAUGUUUGAGGAAUGGGUUGCGGAUGUUCCAUUUAUCAUAUCGCCAAGGAUCACCUUUGAAGUCACAGUUAAACUCCUAAGUGGCCUUAUGGCCUUGGGAUACACAAUAGCUGCAAUCCUUCAAAGAAGUAGCCAUAUAUUCUCUGAUGAUAGAGUUUGUGUGAAAAUUGAUUGGUUAGGACAACUGAAUCGUCAAUAUGUUCAGGUGCAAGGAAGAGAUCGCUUGGUUGUAAAAUUCAUUGCAGAGCAGCUAGGUUUGGAAGGUUCAUACACUCCACGUACCUAUAUAGAACAGAUUCAACUGGAAAGGCUUGUAAAUGAGGUCAUGGCUUUGCCAGAUGACUUGAAGACAAAGCUCAGCUUAGAUGAGGAGCUGGUUUCAAGCCCCAAAGAAGCACUUUUGCGAGCCUCUGCUGAUAGGGUUGCCAGGAGACUUAAGAAUGUCAGAAGCGGUAUGUCACAUUCAUAUUCCUCCCAAAGGGACAAGAACUUGUCCAAGCUUACAGGGCUUGCUGCAACCAGCAAUAGGUUUGAUGAUAGAAAUCUGGAGUCACCAGCUGCCAUAGCCAACCAGGGAGCCAUAACUCAACUUUCAGAACAGAUUUCUUCACUAAAUGACAGAAUGGAUGAGUUCACAAGCUGUAUUGAAGAGUUAACUUCCAAGUUAACGGUCAAGAAGAAUUCUCCUAGCCAACAAAACAUGGCUCUCCAAGCUGAAGUGUGCAAUGGUUCUGCUCCAACCUCUUACUUCGUAUCUGGUUUAGGCAAUGGUUCCUUGACUGGAUCCAGAAUGCCCAAUUCCUCAUCUUCAUCCCAGUUGGCUAAGGAGUCACCUUUUGUGGAGGAGAUUUCAGGAAUUGCCCGGGCACAACGUCAAGUCAUGCUUCAGUUAGAUACGUUAAGCAACAUUGUUCGUGACAGCUUGGGAGAGAGGUCACAGGAAGUAAGGAAAAACAGGAAUAGCUUGAUUGUCCUUGAUGGCCAGGCUCCCCUUAUUGCAGCGUUGGCUUUUGGGUGCGUUGGAGUAUUUUGGUUUGUUCGAACCAGAAAUGGACUCUAG
Molecule: messenger RNA, 2205 nt
Organism: Dovyalis caffra
Lineage: Eukaryota; Viridiplantae; Streptophyta; Magnoliopsida; Malpighiales; Salicaceae
Source: the annotation of a GenBank genome assembly